Fusarium tjaetaba is the source of this 954-nucleotide messenger RNA. RefSeq lists its product as uncharacterized. Bases 1 to 954 code for a protein of 317 amino acids. The transcript has a single exon. Lineage: Eukaryota; Fungi; Ascomycota; Sordariomycetes; Hypocreales; Nectriaceae. The record is from RefSeq and is a predicted model, not a curated record.
AUGGAUCUCACGAAGAAGCCAAUCCCCAAAAGCAUCUUGAUCUUUGGCGCUGCUGGCCACAUUGGCCAACCGCUAGCUAAAUUCCUCACACGAGAAGCCCCUGGUAUCCAACUCUCCCUCGUCGCAAGAAACCCCGAAAAGCAGAAAGGGCUAGAGAGCAAAUUCCCCAACGCCCGGGUUCUGGCAGCUGACUACGAGGAUCCAUCUUCACUCACCGCUGCUGUAAAGGGUAUGGAAGGCGUUUUCGUCAUAUCAUCCAGCGGCAUGUUGGAGACUAGUGCCAUGACGAACCUCACUAGUGCCCUCAAGGGAGAUGGCUCUGCGGUUCAUGUCAUCCGCUUUCUCGGGAUAUUCCCCGAGUUCAACCCCCACCGCGUUCCUGCGAAUUUAGGGCCCGGCAGUCUGCCUGUUGAACAUCCGAUUGCGAAGCGUAUCUUGGAUGAAAGCGGCCUUCCAGUUACUUACAUCAACUCCGGGGCUUCUUUCAUCGAUAAUUUGUGGCUGCAAAUGCAGCCCGUCCACUUGCACAAGAAGUUUAUAUGGCCGGAGCAUCGUGUGCCAUUCAUUGACCCACGCGACGUUGCAGAGGUUGCCGGGCGUUUGUUCGUCUCAGACAAUGCUAAGCAUAUAGGUGCAUUUCACACCAUGAAUAACGGCCAUGACUGGCUGACCUUCGAAGAAGUGGCGGGAAUUCUCAGCGAAGAGCUGGGUGAGCCAAUCACCUUUGACGGGAGCUACGAGGGCUUCAUGGAGUUCUGGGGUCCUAGGAUGGGAAAGAAGGCGGAGCGACUGUGGAAUUUUUUCAAGUUUGAAGAGGCUAACGAGGAACAAUGGGCUUUAAAUAAUUUCGUUGAGAGGAUUCUGGGGAGGAAGCCGACCACAGUUAGAGGCUGGAUAGUGGAGCACAAGGACAGCCUUUUAAAUGCUGACCAUAACGUCUCGUGGGCAAAGUAG